Medioppia subpectinata is the source of this 1224-nucleotide messenger RNA. The record is from the annotation of a GenBank genome assembly. NCBI's taxonomy places the organism in Eukaryota, Metazoa, Arthropoda, Arachnida, Sarcoptiformes, Oppiidae.
CACUUUACGGGUAGUGUAGUUGUAGUGACCGGUUCCUCGUCGGGCAUCGGAGAAGGAAUCGUUAAACUGUUCUCAAUAUUAGGGGCUAAUGUUGUGGUCACCGGAAGGAAAGCACAGGACGUUCAACGAGUGGCCAAAGAGGUGCAGGAGUUGUCACCACUAAAACUGAAGCCAUUAGAAGUUGUGGGAGAUUUGACCAAAACUUCUGAUGUAAACAAUUUAAUCAAUUCUACGGUUCAAACGUUUGGCCGAUUGGAUGUAUUGGUCAAUAACGCCGGUAUAUAUCCGGAAUCACACAUAAAUCAAACGGACUUAUUGUCGGUUUGGGAUCAAAUAUUUGCAGUCGAUUUACGCGCUGUCGUAGAACUCAUCCAUCAAUCGGUUCCACAUCUGGAGAAGACUAACGGAACUAUUAUUGAUAUUUCAAGUAUCGCCGCAAUUGCACCGAUGAAAUCAUUGGCUUAUGCAUCGGCCAAAGCAGGUCUGGAUAUGUUGACCAAAAUAUUAGCCCUGGAAUUGGGGCCCAAAAAUAUUCGUGUAAACACUAUUAAUCCGGGUGUAACUCACGUGAGAGACCCAAUACAACCCUUUGAAGAGUAUGCGCCAAAAGUGACGCCAUUGGGAAGAGUGGGUCAACCCUUAGACAUCGCCCGUGCGGUCGCAUUCCUGGCCUCCACUGACGCCAACUUUAUUACCGGCGCUAAUGUUGUGGUCGACGGCGGACUCGUAUACAACGCGGACUAUCCUAUAGAGGACUAUAAGGCGGUCGCAAAAUCCCGUGAUUUUACGGGAAAAGUGAUUCUCGUGACCGGUUCCUCGUCGGGCAUCGGAGAGGGAAUCGUUAAACUGAAAGCACAGGACGUUCAACGAGUGGCCAAAGAGGUACAGGAGUUGUCGCCACUAAAAUUGAAGCCAUUAGAAGUUGUGGGAGAUUUGACCAAAACUUCUGAUGUAAACAAUUUAAUCGAUUCUACGGUCAAAACGUUUGGCAAAAUUGAUGUAUUGGUCAAUAACGCCGGUAUAUAUCCGCAAACAAACAUCACUCAAACGGACAUAUUGUCAGUUUGGGAUCAGAUAUUUGCACUCAAUUUACGCGCUGUCGUAGAACUCAUUCACCGAUCGGUUCCACAUCUGGAGAAAACCAACGGAACUAUUAUUGACAUAUCAAGUAUUGGCGCAAUUGCACCGUUCAAAGUUAACCUAGCUUAUGCAUCGGCCAAAGCA